UCAUAUGUACCUUAACCUGGGUGUUGACAGUCAUUGCAUUUCAUUCUAGAAGACAGACUACAGCAAAAUUAUCAACCUCGGUCAUAGAUUAGAAGUCUGAAGAUGACUCUUCAGUAUACAUUCAUCGCUACUUUCCUGUACAUUGAGAUAGCAGUGGUCAUUCUACUGUUGCUGCCGUUUGUAUCACCCGCAAGAUGGCAGAAGAUUUUUCGCUCCAACAUCGUGCUCAGUGUGUCAGGAUACUCCUAUAUAUACUUCAAUGUGUUCAUCGCCAUUCUUCUGUUGCUGUUUAUAGAUUCAAUCAGAGAAGUCAAUAAAUAUGCAGUCCCUGUAGCAGAGGUUGACCUAAAGCACAAUCUUGACUCGGAGAACCUCGCGCACAUGAAAUUGUUUCGAGCGCAGAGGAACUUGUACAUCACUGGAUUUGCCAUGUUUUUGUGGUUCAUCAUCCGUCGUCUGAUAAAUCUAACAGCAGAACAGGCGAGGCUAAGUGCCGAGUCUGAAGCUAGUCAGAAACAGGCCAAGUCAGCUAAUGACGUGGCCAAGCGUCUCAUGGAGGAACAGGACAAUAAACGUAACAAGGCUGCUGAGGAUGACACAGCAGAGGAGAAAAGUUUGGCUCAACAAUUAGACAAAACCAAGGAGGAGCUAGUCAAGUUUAAACAAGAUUACAAGAAAGCCAAGCUAGAUUUAGAUGCACUACGCAGCCAGGCAGAGGGAACCAAUAAGGAGUAUGACCGUCUGCUGAAGGAGUACUCCGAACUCCAGAAAAAAUUGGGUGACGAUGGAUCAAAGAAAGGCAACUAGACUGCAGUGGUGUACCAGAUGUGGUGUUCUCUUAUCUUCGCAUGUAAUGGUUCUAACGGAGGACAAUGAAAAGUGAUGAUGAGCUGUUGCUGAAGCUGGAAAGGCAUUACUGGUUGUCAGAAAAUUCUUAUUACAAUUCCAUGUUGUCAUUCUAGGCUCCUUCACUUUUUUGGAUGCUGAUCGUAACUUCCGUGGACUUCUUCAAAGCAAAUUGUGAUUUUCUUACAUCCAGAAAUUUACAGAUGCCAGUGUGUCGAGCCUUUUGGUUUAGCCUGAACGGAUUGUGUUGUCGUUUAUCUUGGUGUUUUCAUAAUUAGGUGAUAUUCAAAUAUGUUUUUAACUUUUUUUGUUAAUAUCAAUUUAAUGUACUUUACUAAAUUUGCUUAAAAAUGGUUUCUUGUGUACUUUUUCUGAUUACUUAAUCACUCACUAAGAAACAAAGGAAAACACUCAGAAAUCUAGCUUUUGUUUUACAUAAUUAUAUGACAUUGAUUUAACCGCAUCAUUUGAAAUUUAUACUUAUUUAGAUAACUAAUUAACAUUUUUCAUCAUUUUCUAUCUACAUAGAUACAAAGGCAUUAUACUGGACAAUUGUAACAAACUGAUAGUUUUUUCUGAUUAAAUUGAAACUGUGCGUGGAGUACCCAGUCCCAUGUUAUUUUUCGCGAUGUUACAAGGAGUAGAAUUUACACAACUGUCUAUGGUGCUGACAUGGGAAACAUGGAACUUUGUACUGGUUCUAUACCAAAGACCUGUAAUAUCAAUUUGUAAUCUGUUCGCUGUGAUUUGCAAGAUGGGGUGAUUUGUUUGUCAUUGAGAGAAAAUAAACUUUUAAAUUGUAAUGUAAAUUAAAACUUCACACUGUUGACAUUUUCAUAUAUUUUCGCAUUCAUGAAAAUUUGCACCAGAUUAUGCAAGCACAAAUUAAUUGACAAACUAAAAACACAUGUUACAACAGUAUUACAGAUGUGAAAAAAUAUGCAUUUGAAGAUUGGUUUGAAAGUAAAUACUCCAUCAUUUCCGAGCACAAAUAUUUUUAUCCUCACAGAAAAAAUGCAAGAAAAUAAAUAUCAAAAUAUUCUUGUUGCCAUACUUUGUGAAGAAAAAACACUUGAUACGCAGGGUUUACAUUUUAAUCAUUAGAAGUUACCUCCCUUAUGAAAUCACUAAAACUAAAAGUCAUGUGACUAACCGAUCUCACAGUAACGUGAACAUAGCUGGAGGACCACGGCGAGUUAACCAAUCAGAAUUUGACAUUUAUCAACGUUGUAUGUCCAUGAUUGCUUUCAGUUGGGUGUAACUAUGUUCUGUAUACUAUACCUCUUUAUAAUUAUGACUUGUAUAGUUUCUAUUUAUUUAUCAAUCUUGUUAUUGUAUCUUGGCAUUAUUUAGAGAUAUCUGUAGUUGAGAUAUUAAGAAUCAAUUAAACAUGAUCAGAGACAUUUUAUACAAGAAGUGCAAAUCAUGACAUUUAUAAUUUUGCUGUGUGUGUUUCCCUAGUGUUGCAUUUGAAGCAUUGAGACACAGAAUUCUAUUGAGAGCGUAAGUUCAGAUUGGGUUGAAGUGAAAGCAGAUUACAACAUGUUUGUAUUACAUUACACAUGUAAUUAGGUUUUACUGUAGUGUACCUGAAUUCAUGAUUCAUGAUUGGAAUGUUUAUUUUCUAAAUGAAGUGCACAUUUCUUUAAUCCACUGAUACUAAUACUACUCAGAACUGUACUUUACUUUAAUAAAUAUUUAGUGAAAUUUGAAACUAAUUAUGAUGAAUUUCCUCUGUAACGUGAAAUUGUUGAAGAAAUACAAAAUGGUUGAUUGUAGAUUUUAACAUAGUUUUGUAAGUGGGAGAGGUAGUCGAGAGAGAGGGCAGGGCCAUUUUACAGACAUUGCAUGCAUUGAUUAUAAAAAAAAAAAACGAAAUUCACACAGAAUCAGCUCAUUUUAUUUUAGUCAUCUACAUUCUAGUUGUAAAAUUUCCCGUCGGCUUAUACAUUUGUAGGAAGAAAAUGUUCUUCAGUAAUAUUCAGCUAUUGUCAAGCUUCAUGUUUGUAUUGUAUGGGCAGUAGUGAAUUCAAAUGACAGAGAUCAGAAUUUAGGUAGUAAUAGAUUCUAUGACAUUGUAAUUGACAGGAGUAAUACAAUGUAUUGUGAAUGAAAGUGGCAGAUUUGAGCUCUCUAUAUAUAUAUUUGCACUGGUAGAUAAAGAUACCUAUUUAAUGAA
Messenger RNA from Mizuhopecten yessoensis (Yesso scallop), 3025 nucleotides. RefSeq names its product B-cell receptor-associated protein 31-like. Lineage: Eukaryota; Metazoa; Mollusca; Bivalvia; Pectinida; Pectinidae. Gene Ontology annotation, biological process: intracellular protein transport; endoplasmic reticulum to Golgi vesicle-mediated transport. The record is from RefSeq and is a predicted model, not a curated record. The transcript is spliced from 8 exons. Gene Ontology annotation, cellular component: endoplasmic reticulum; endoplasmic reticulum membrane. The coding region runs from base 103 to 807 and encodes 234 amino acids.